Anneissia japonica is the source of this 3713-nucleotide messenger RNA. RefSeq names its product nucleolin-like. The transcript has 14 exons. Bases 1117 to 2883 code for a protein of 588 amino acids. NCBI's taxonomy places the organism in Eukaryota, Metazoa, Echinodermata, Crinoidea, Comatulida, Comatulidae. The record is from RefSeq and is a predicted model, not a curated record. Gene Ontology annotation, molecular function: RNA binding.
AGUUUAGUAUCAAAUAUGAUACGUUUUGUUGAUCGUGAAAUAUAGGUGAUUAUACAGAGAAUUUGUCUGGAAGUGUGCAAGCCGUGUGCAGUGUACAUUCUACCUGUCUGUAGCAACACGAGGUCUGUGAAGUGACGCCAUGAGAACUUGAUGACAGUGGAGGCAAUGCCACAUGGUUGGAUGGGGCUGGAGUUGGCCAUAGGCUUGGUCGCCAUAGUAUACUGAGAAAACAUAAUUUAUUCUUACUUAACCUUUAAAUAUGUUCUGGCCACAUCAGUAUCUUUUAUCGUUUGAUCAAAAUUUUCAUAGGCCUAGUGUGCCUAGCUAGGCGUGUGUAUAUAGGGGUUUAAAUAAAAUUUCAAUUUCUAGGCCUAAUUCUAGCUAGGCCUAGGCCAAAGCCUCUACUAGUACUACUAAUCCAUAGACUACCAUCACACACAGUUGGAUCUGUCUAGGUAGCUAGCUGAAGCCUACUAGUACAGUAAAUAAAAUGUUGGUGAAAGUGGAUGCAAAUAUUGAGGAAAAUAAACAAGUCAUGCUGAAUUCAAACAAAAAUUUUUUUUUGUAUUUUAAUUUGGGCCUAGGCUUAUUUAAUUUAUUAAUAAUUUCCAAGAAAUAGUAAAAAAGUGUGAAAUACAAUUGAAACAAUUUCAGACCCACCAAUUUCUUUACUGCUUGUUUUGAAAUUUCCAAAAUUGUGCAUGAAAGAAAUUACAAAUACAAUUAUUUUUAUCAAAAUUACCUCAUUUGAAAAAAACAUUUUUAAAGGUUAAAUAAGUAAUAUUGCAUUGAGGAAAUCGAGUGAAGGUAGAUGGUCUUGCGUGGCCAUUUGUAUGGUGGAUCAAACUUCUGCUAAGAAGUUUUUGUAGAAAGUGAGCAUUGCGCAGCUCACUACUGUAUGAUGAUAAAACUGAAGGCAGCUUGGUGAUGGUUGAUGGGUUUUGCGAGACCCAUCUUGGUAAGGUUAUUGCACCCAUGUGCAUAUAUUUGAAAUGGCUCGGUACGAAUAAAUGGUUGUAGCUAAGUCUUGCGUGGCUUAGACUUGAGGCAUGGCAAUUUGGGUUGCCACGGCGAUACGGAAGUCCACCAUUCACUGGUUCUUGUUUUGACCGUGUGAUGUGUAUUCCGCCUCGGCCAAUGUCCGUCAAGACCCCUGUCUCCUCUAAGAAACAGAAGAAGCUGCCACCAAAGCCAGUAGAACCAGAAAGCAGUGAGGAAGAGAGCUCUGAAGAGGAAGUAGCUGCUCCCCCACCAACCAAGAAAACACCAAAGGCUGCCAAGGUAACAAAGAAGCCCGCUAAGGCUGAAGAAAGCAGUGACGAUGAUGACAGCGAGGAAGAGGAACCACCAAAGGCUCAGACGAAGAAAAAGACCCCAAAGGCAGCUGCACAAAAGGCCAAAGCCAAGAAGGAAUCCAGCGAUGAUGACAGUGAUGAAGAAAGUGAAGAAGAGGCACCAAAAGCUCAGAUAAAAACUCCUAAAGCUGCAGCCAAAAAGGCAAAGGAAGAAUCUUCAGAUGAAGAGUCAUCAGAGGAAGAGGAAGAAGAGAAACCUCCAAAGAAGGCAGCCAAGAAAACACCUGCAAAGGUGUCGCAGAAAAAACAGGCUGCCAAGGAAGAGUCUGAGGAGGAAAGCGACGAUGAUGACAGUGAAGAGGAGGAAAAACCAGCUGCCAAGAAAAAGGUAGCAAAAGAGGAAGAGGAUGAUGAUGAGGAAGAUGAUGAUGAGGAUGACGAUGAUGAAGAGGAGGAUGAAGAUGAGCCACCAGUCAAAAAGUCCAAAGGAACUAAUGGAGCCGAGAAGAAAAAGAAGGCUGACAAGGGUGGAGAACCAAUUCCAGUCUUUAUUGGUGGACUCUCCCCCGAUCUUGAGGAAAGUGUGCUAGUGAAGUUCUUCAAGAAACAUGGAGUUGAAGUUUUGAAUACAAGACUGGUACCAAAGCGAAGGUUUGGCUAUGUAGAUGUGUCUUCGGAGGAAGAUUUCAAGAAGCUGUUGGAGCUUCAUGGCUCAGAAGUGGAAGGCAAUGCCAUCCGAAUUGACCGGGCUAACCCACCUAAAACAGAUGGUGGCCAAGGUACACCAAGGCAACAAGGUAGAGAACGAGGCAAGGGAUCUGAUGACAGGACAAUGUUCGUUAAGGGUUUGAACUAUGACACAGUUGAAAGCACCAUCAUGGAACAUUUCAGUGCCCAGGAUGUUCGAAUCCCAAAGAACGAUUAUGGACGUAGCAAAGGGUUUGCAUAUGUGGAGUUCUCAACGGAAGAGGAGGUGAAAGCGGCCAUUGAGGAACACCAAGGAACGGAAUUAGAGGGCAGGAGUAUCUUCCUUGAUUACGUUGGUGACAAGCGAAGUGCUUCAGGUGGUGGAUUUGGUGGUGGUGGAUUUGGUGGUCGUGGUGGUGGUAGUGGUGGUGAACAGAAAACUGUCAUGUUGAGAGGUUUGUCAGCGGAGACAACUGAAGAUUCCAUAAGGUCGGCUAUUGGAGGCAAUUCAAUUCGUAUUCCAACAGACAGGGAUACUGGUGAACCUAAAGGAAUUGCAUUUGUUGACUUUGCAUCUGAAGCUGAUGCAAAGAAAUGUUUGGCAGACAACAGCGAUGGACUACAGAUUGACGACACUGAUGUUUCCAUCGAUCUUGCAAAACCAAGAAGAGAUAGCUUUGGUGGUGGUGGACGAGGGGGUGGAUUCCGCGGAGGUCGUGGCGGUGGAUUCAGAGGGGGCCGUGGCGGUGGGUUCAGAGGAGGACGUGGUGGUGGUUUCCGUGGUGGUAGAGGUGGCCGUGGUGGCGGCGGUUUCAGAGGUGGCAGUGGCGGAUAUGGUGGUAACAAGAGGCCGUCAUUUGGUGGUGGAGGGCAAAACAAAAAGAUCAAAUUUGAUGAUUAAGUUGAGCAGCAUCUAAACUUAGACUAUAUCCUGGACAGUACUCUUUUUGCAGUCUCUUAAAAUGAUUAGCAAAGAACAUUCAAUUGAACCAACAAGUUCAAAUUGUACUUGUGUCAAGCAGCGUUCAGUGACGUCCAGUCUGAUGAUUAACUAAAUUUAUGAUAAAAACUGUAAAUUUAUCACAAGACAUGUAUCUGUAUAGGGGAAAGCUUCAGCAAGAAUGAAAGAAUGCGUAAAUUUAAAUGUGUAUAUGUGAGCAACUCUACCAAGUAUCUUAGGUGUGAAGCAACUUGACAUUGCGGAGUGUGGAUUUACAAUUAAGCUUAUGAAUUCUGAAUGUAAUGAUCUUGUAGAGUGUAGUUAUUUUUAAUUUGGCUAUUUUUUGUGGGGGAGGGAGAAACAAAUAGCCAUCAGAUAUUCAAUACAGUGUGGACUAUGAAACUUUCCACUGAAAAACUAUUUUAAUUAAUCCUUAUAACAAAAGUUUUAGAUUAGUUUAAUGCUCAAACAUUUCUUAAUUUAUAAAACAUUUUUUGUUCAUAAUUUAUUUCUUGGACAGUUGUUCAGUUAUUUUAUUUUCCAGUAAUUAAUUUUCACUCAACUCAAACCAUCCAACAAACUGGUGAAUACGAAUCACCAUGAUUUAGACUGUCCAAGUUGACUUCCCACUUUUGAAGUUGUGGCAAUAACCUGCUUUUUUUAUAUAGAUUUUAAUGUUCCAUUAAUCUUAAUGCUCACCUGUCUUGUAUUAUCCAAUGUAAAUAUUUGACAUUUUUUAUACAUCUAAGAGUUGGAGUACUUAGAUGGAAUAAAGGUAUGAAAUUGAAAAU